AUGCCGGCGCAGUGGUUCAUCCGACCAUCCAUCCAGCGGAGUCCGCGAUGCCCUGUGCGCUCGGCACAACGGCCACAAGGCCCCCUCACCUGGUUAAGCCUGCCGGUCGAAGCGGUUGCCCGGCGUGUGGCCGCUGAGCAGAGCCCAGCAAUAUGGAGCCACAGGUGAGAUUUGGGUGCUAGCAAGAGGACGCUAGGCGUAGUCUCACCUUUAAGCAGGUGAGCGACCACUACGACCAUCAAGUGAACCCACCGCUGACACCCCUACACCCCCCCCCUCCACACACACAACAACAACAACAACAACAACAACAACAACAACUGCUACUACUACAUCGAUAUUCUGCAGUCCUCCAGUCACUGCGUCAACUGAUUACUGAUUUCGAAGCUACGAGCAGGCAAACUCAGCAGAAUUGUAUUUUACUUACCUAGCGGUCGCUUACCUCAUGGUUUCCUGCGAGGUAGCAUCGGAAGCCUCGUCCGAGAGAUGACAAGGCGGGGAUCCGUCCGACCGCCAGCGUCGCAAAUCGCCUUUAUCUCCAGCACUUUUUGUCGAUCUCGUUUCCGGAUGAGAAUCUGGUCCAGCUACUGCCAGCUUUGCGAAGGGGUGGGGGGGGUGCAUCCACGUUGCCUCCUUCUAUGUCGAGAAUCGGAGAGGAGACUGUUUUUUAUAGGGGGUGCCUAGAAGGAGAAGGUUGUUUUCAUUACAGCUGCAUAGUCCGUGCGGACCCAGCACACCCUUCCAGACAGUUUGGUCUGUCCCGAUGCGGGUAUUGAAGUCUCCAAAGACAAUCAGUUUUUCUGCCUUCGGUACAGUCACCAGGAGGGCGUGCAGAACGUCGUAUAACUUGUUCUUCCGAUCAUCGGAGCUGGUCGUUUAGGGCGAGGGGAUAGGCAGUAUGAAUAUUUAUUUGGUAUGUCGGAAGUGGUGUGGUAAACAAGACGGCGAUUCCCAACUUAGAAGUCAGGGAAAACGGCUUGAUUUGGACAACCGUUACUGCUGUGGCAGUGCGUACACAAUGGCUCUGUAGGCAGUCGCCGCGAGCGCGCUCCCCAAGCAAGUUGUUUGGUCAGUGUCCGUCUUCGAGGUGCUCAGACCCAGCGCGUGUGCGCAUUUCGUUGUCUCAGCGUCCGCCAGCCAAUCAGAGGAGGGAGAGCGUUGAUUGCCUUCGAGCACUCACGAGGCUAGUGACAAGCCUCUCGCGUCCCAGCAGCGUUUCGACAAGGAGUGUGAGGCGGACAGGACGUCGGCGUGACAAAACGGCGGAGAGCAAGGCGACGCGAAAUGCCACGGGUACACAGACUGACUGGUCUGCCGUCAUUCUUACACUAGUUUUCAUGCAAAAGAGCUUUAAUUGUUUCGAUUUCCGCUAUCUGUGGCAUGUGUGUGAAGACGGUAAGAAACAACAUCUUUGAAAAUGUUUAAGUUGUAAUGCUCUUUAGUCGAUGAAAAUAAUACUGAAGUGAGCUGGCCGUUGUUCACCUCCUUUUCCUUUUUCUCCUCAACCGGGAGUUGAACGUUCUCGUGUGAAAUGCUGAAGGCUAGUAAAAUAUGUUAGGAUAUUGAAUUUGGACGUGAAGUCCCUGAGUAAAACAAGGCUUCACUUUUUUGGAGACUGUACAUCGAAUGGUGAUUAAAGUAGUCAGCAGACUGAGGUUUCUGCCUUAUGUUAAACGACUAGAAUAGGCUAAAAGUACUCCUCUCUUUUAAAGGCAAUAGAGGGGCCUUCUAACUCGCCUGAAUACGCAUUCCUAAAUGCAGCUCUGCUCCUUGGGAAUUAUCGGUUGCCAUUUCCUUCUUGUGUUUUGUUAAACUGUGUCUGUCUCUAAUAGCAAGGUAGCGAAAAUGGAGCUAGAAUUUUUGCGGUCAUUUCGAGUCGUCGUUUUUUGGUUGUGAGUUUCGUAGGGACGGCGUUACCAAGGGUGCAAGUGACAGCGUGAAAGGCUAGUCUAGCUGAUGUGGUGCUUGAUUGUGCGCGCGUGUCCCUGGGAGCCAUCUGUUCUACCACGCCUCCGUGCGCUCACUUUAUCGCUGGCUGACGUCCUAUAAUGACGGUAGUUCUCCGGCGUUUAAAUUCCACAACGACUCUCCCUACGAAGAAAGUGCGUCGAGAUAACAGGUGCCAGGUGGCGGGCCAACCUUUCGUGAGUCGUUGCGCAAGUGAGCAGUACGCUCACGAACGCCGCAUAUGCAUUUAAACAGUCGUCUGAAGAUCUUCUGGCCAUCCAACCCGGACUUCCUGUCAAACGCGCGCACAUUGUUGGGUAGGUAAAGCUGCUCCGCACCGCUAACGACUAUGGGCAUUAGUAUGUUUAUUUAAGACUGAUAAGACAGCUAGGUGGACACCUACGCAUCCCCUGUCAGCCAUGGCCGUCGGAUGAGACAACCGUAUGUCGCACUGCGUUCUCGCCGCCAAGGAGGUCAAAUCCGCCGAUACAAGGAUACCCUGAAGUCCUCCCUGAAAUGUCUGUAAAAAAAAUCCGACCGGCAGGUAAGACCUCGCCCGCGACCGACCGACCUGGAGGAGGCCACUGAAGGCGGGUGCUUCGAUCUACGCAGACGGCCGCAUUACCGUCGUCAAAGCCAAAGCACGCAAAAACCCUGCUGCGCCACUUCGCAAUGCCAACGCACAAACUACUCCAACGUGUCCGCGGUGUCCACGGACACGAAUUAGACUAGUUGGACAUCUCCGGAUCAACUACGCCGCUCGGACGGCACCAAACGUCGUCCCUCCGCCCAAAUCUCCCUCUUCUUCCACUCCACCAACUAAUUUUGACCGUUCCCCUGAAUCGCCCCUCCCAUCCUCCUCCUCCUCCUCCUCCUCCUCCUCCUCCUCCUCCACAUCCUCCACCUCCUGUUCCUUCUCAUCGUCCUCCGCCUCCUUCUCGUCCGCCACCUACUCCUCGACCUCCGUCUCCGUCUCCUCCUCAUCCUCCUCCGCCUCUUCCUCCCCGUCCUCACUGCCCCAAAGAUGGCCGUUCAGGCAGCUGUCAUGCACAUCAACACUACACACAACACGACACACACACCACCACUACAACCUCCGACACCAGAGAUGA
Molecule: messenger RNA, 3059 nt
Organism: Spirometra erinaceieuropaei
Lineage: Eukaryota; Metazoa; Platyhelminthes; Cestoda; Diphyllobothriidea; Diphyllobothriidae
Source: the annotation of a GenBank genome assembly